GAAGAACCUGUAGUCUGGUUUGAAAAUCGCCAAAGGUAGAAGAAGCAGCACCUUUGGAGGAGGGGAGGGCCCUGCAGCCGCAGCGCUCUGACAGAAACCCCGUAGUGCAGAAGCGCAGCGCCAUUCGGUAUUUGCAGCGAUAUCCAAAAUGGCAGGAGCUGAUGGAGACGACUCUCUCUACCCUAUCGCCGUUCUCAUUGAUGAACUGCGAAAUGAGGAUGUUCAGUUGCGUUUGAACAGCAUCAAGAAGCUGUCCACCAUUGCUCUGGCCCUGGGUGUAGAGAGGACCCGCACUGAACUCCUUCCUUUCCUCACAGACACCAUCUAUGAUGAAGAUGAGGUGCUUUUGGCAUUGGCUGAGCAGCUUGGCAAUUUCACUAUGUUGGUGGGAGGUCCAGAGUAUGUCCACUGUCUUCUGCCUCCUCUGGAGAGCCUAGCUACGGUGGAAGAGACAGUAGUCAGAGACAAAGCUGUGGAGUCCCUGCGAAAGAUCUCUCAGGAGCACUCUCCAGUUGACCUGGAGGUCCACUUCGAGCCUUUGGUGAAGCGGUUGGCCAGUGGUGACUGGUUCACUUCUCGCACAUCUGCCUGCGGCCUCUUUAGCGUGUGUUAUCCUCGUGUCUCCAGCACUGUUAAGGCUGAGAUUCGCCAGCAUUUUCGCACCUUGUGUUCAGAUGACACUCCUAUGGUGCGUCGUGCUGCAGCAUCCAAGCUAGGGGAGUUUGCCAAAGUCCUUGAGCUGGAGUAUGUAAAAAGUGACAUAAUUUCCCUUUUCACUGCUUUGGCCUCUGAUGAGCAGGAUUCAGUGCGGCUGCUUGCAGUGGAGGCUUGUGUCAGUAUUGCCACUCUGCUGCCUCAGGAGGAUCUGGAGACUCUGGUGAUGCCAACUCUGCGUCAGGCUGCAGAAGAUAAGUCCUGGAGGGUUCGUUACAUGGUGGCUGACAAGUUCUCUGAGCUCCAGAAAGCAGUGGGCCCAGAGAUCACAAAAAACGACCUGGUCCCAGCCUUCCAGAACCUUCUGAAGGACUGUGAAGCCGAGGUCCGUGCUGCUGCAGCCAACAAAGUCAAAGAAUUCUGUGAGAACCUCCCAGAGGACAACCGUGAGCAGAUCAUUAUGACUCACAUCCUACCCUGCGUCAAGGAACUUGUUUCAGACACCAACCAGCAUGUGAAAUCAGCCCUGGCCUCGGUCAUUAUGGGACUUUCAACCAUCCUGGGCAAGGACAACACAAUAGAGCACUUACUGCCUUUAUUCCUGGCUCAGCUCAAGGAUGAGUGCCCCGAGGUGCGUCUCAACAUUAUCUCCAACCUUGACUGUGUGAACGAGGUGAUUGGUAUACGGCAGCUCUCCCAGUCGCUGCUGCCGGCCAUUGUGGAGCUGGCAGAGGAUGCAAAGUGGAGGGUCCGCCUUGCCAUCAUUGAGUACAUGCCCUUGUUGGCAGGACAGCUGGGAGUGGAGUUCUUUGAUGAGAAGCUCAACACCCUUUGUAUGGCCUGGCUCAUUGACCAUGUGUACGCCAUCCGUGAGGCAGCCACCUGUAACCUUAUGAAGCUCGUGGAGAAGUUUGGAGCAGAGUGGGCUCAGAACACCAUCGUGCCCAAAGUGCUGGGUAUGGCCAACGAUCCCAAUUACCUCCACAGGAUGACCACUCUGUUCUGUAUCAAUGCUUUGUCAAAGGCAUGCGGCCAGGAGAUCACCACUAAGCAGAUGCUGCCCGUGGUCCUCAAGAUGUCCAACGACCAGGUGGCCAAUGUACGCUUCAAUGUGGCGAAGUCCCUUCAGAAGAUUGGCCCUAUCCUUGACAGCAAUGCCCUUCAAACAGAAGUGAAGCCAGUGCUGGAGAAGCUGGCUUCAGACACAGACAUGGAUGUUAAGUACUUUGCCCAGGAGGCCAUUAGUGUUCUGGCGCUAGCAUAACCAGCCCAACAUGGCGUAGCACAUAGGCUUCUUUGUUAACCUUUCAAUUUGCUGUAAAUGGGUGCUUCUACAAAGGCAAAGUGUGAUAAACUGAAAUAAGUGGUGCAUGCUGACUGUGCUACUGUACUUGCUAGGCAUUGCUAACCAGUACCCCUCUCACAUUCCUCCCCUUACUUCCUUGGCUGCUGUUGUAGUUGAGCCACAGUCAUUGCAGCGUACCGCGUCUCUUUUAGCUACCCCAGGACUGUCUGUGCUGCUGCACUUUUUCUCCCAGUGUUAGAUGGAAACUUUAAGCAGCAGAUGGUGCAACAAGAUGUUUAUUUUUUGCUGCGUUUCUUCUCGAAUCAGCCUCCCCCCCCCCCCCCCCAGAGACACUGAUGUGGCCCUACUGAGAAGUAGAAAUUGAAAGGUCUUUUGAGGCGUAAUGGGAUUUUUUUUUUGCUCUGUCACCAAACCAAAGCCAUCUCCUCUGAAGGUUUUAACAAAGAAAUAAUGCCCUUACCACAUCUCAGAUUGUAUAUUUCCUCAUCUACCAGACUACCGUGCUCUUCUGCAACAUUUCUCUGUAGCAACACAGACUGAAUUGGUCAAUGAUUUUGGGGCGGGGGGGGGGCAGGUCAGUUGUAAACUGUUGUUCAUAAUUGUCCUGCAUCCAAAUUGGUGACUUUGUAGAUGCAAAAUGGGAAGUAAUGUUCUGUAAUAUAUUCUCGGCAUUGCUCUUAAUCUUUGUGCCAAUGACUUAAGAAAGCAGUGGUGUUUUCUUUUAAUGUGUCUGUAAACAGUUUUCACCUGCCACGUUCUGUAAAAAGACAGCGUUGUUUUCUGGGAGGGACGUAUUAGUCUUGACAGUAAUGGGCCGGUAAAACUUAAUUGACUACAGCUAUCAGAGCAUGCGCACAACCACGACAGUCCUUGCUGUCUAGAUUCCCCCACCCCCACUGAACAUGAGGUUUAAAAGCGUUUCAAUAAAUGUUAAGGGCCAUCACUUUUAAUCUUUGCUUAAAAACCUCUACACAAAGGAGAACAAGUGCAUGCUUUCAAAGAAAGUGGGAAGGGGGACAGGGAGCAUGUGUAUGUAAGGCUGCAUAAUGUUUUAUUACGGGGUGGGAGCCGGGGUGGUUAUGGGCGGGUUGAAUAAAUGUAUCGUCUGUGUUGAUAAAAGGAACUUUUGUCUUUCCCUGAACUUCUGCCAUCCCCCCACCCCCCCUCAUUCUUGUCUUGAAUAAACCUUUAUUGUUGAUUGUCCUGUA
Molecule: messenger RNA, 3168 nt
Organism: Archocentrus centrarchus (flier cichlid)
Lineage: Eukaryota; Metazoa; Chordata; Actinopteri; Cichliformes; Cichlidae
Gene: ppp2r1bb
Product: protein phosphatase 2, regulatory subunit A, beta b
Exons: 16
Coding region: 149-1918 (589 amino acids)
Biological process (GO): protein dephosphorylation
Cellular component (GO): cytoplasm; protein phosphatase type 2A complex; cytosol
Molecular function (GO): protein binding; protein phosphatase regulator activity
Source: RefSeq, a predicted model, not a curated record